Molecule: messenger RNA, 2182 nt
Organism: Ahaetulla prasina
Lineage: Eukaryota; Metazoa; Chordata; Lepidosauria; Squamata; Colubridae
Gene: ADAMTSL5
Product: ADAMTS like 5
Exons: 14
Coding region: 306-1982 (558 amino acids)
Biological process (GO): extracellular matrix organization
Cellular component (GO): extracellular matrix
Molecular function (GO): protein binding; metalloendopeptidase activity
Source: RefSeq, a predicted model, not a curated record
CCCGGUCCCACUCCAGGCUACGAGGGCUGUGGGUGAUACAACCACGGGGUCCCGCUUCUGACGUGCUCAGCUUCUGGCAGUUGUCCUGCUGGAGGGUCCUGCUCUUGAUUGGCCUGGUCUUUGCAUGUACAGUUCAGCCAAUUUGAAUGGAGUAGCUUCUGGGUUGCUCUGACCACGAGCAUCCCUGGAAGGAUCUGGGAGGCGGUCGAUAUGUCCACUGCAUUCAUGAGCAUCCCUUGGACCAGGGCUGGGCCGCCUUCAUCUCCAGAGGGCCCAGGGGGGCAUCUGUAAGGGACAGGGGGGCUAUGUCUCCUUCUCUCCUUGGAGGACUCUGCAGUAGGGGAGAAACAAUGGUCCACUGGAACUUGACCUGGAAACAGAGCCCCAGCACCGACAGCAACCAGCCCAUGGGACAUGGACACACUGGGGCAGCUGGAGUGCUUGUUCCAGUACCUGCGGGGACGGCGUCUCCUUCCGGAUCCGGAGGUGUAUCAGCUGACUCAAACCCGAGGCGAGCGGAGGACUUAUCUGAUUCCGAUGAAGUCCAGCGACGCCAACCGGUUCCUCCUGAAGGCAACAGGAACGACUCAGCCAAUAAUCCAGGGCCGGACGGCCUAGAGGAGGAGCUGGGAGGAACAAACAGUCCCUCCGACCAGCUCGACUCUCUCCCAGAGAAUGAACUGCGCAGGCUUCCUGGAGAAGAGCCCUGCCGAGCAGAGGCCAGGCAGUAUCGUGUCUGUGAGCGGAAAGCCUGCCCAGCUGGCAUUGUCCCCUUCAGGGCUAUGCAGUGCACUCUCUACAACAGCAGGCCCAUCCUAGGGGGGCAGGCCCAGUACCAGUGGGUCCCCUUCCAUGGAGCUGCCAACCUCUGUGACCUUAACUGUCUGGCGAUGGGGCACAAUUUUUACUACAGCUUUGGUCGAGUCCUGGAUGGAACCCCCUGCAGCCCAGCAUCGCCGGAACUCUGCAUCAGCGGCCGCUGCUUGAGAGCUGGCUGUGAUGGAGUCCUGGGCUCCGAGGCACAGGCCGAUGCCUGUGGUGUCUGUGGGGGCAAGAACGAGUCCUGCGUCUUCAUCCAGGAAGCCUUCCGGGUGGCGGUUCCCGCCUCUGGUUUCUUUGGAUACAGGAACGUGACCCAGAUCCCGGUCGGAGCCAGACAGAUCAGGGUGAUUGACAACAGCCGCAACUAUCUCGCCCUGAUGGAAGCAAACCAGCAUUAUGUCCUCAACGGGGAGUGGGCCGUGGAUCAGCCAGGCGUAUUUGAGGCAGCAGGCACCCAGUGGCAUUAUACUCGCACGGCUAAUGGGCAUGAGACCCUUGAGGCAGCCGGAUCCACAAGCGGGGAUCUGUUUGUCAUGGUCCUUUUUCAGGAUGAGAAUAUCAGCAUAGACUACCAGUACUGGAGGCCAAGGAAGCAGAUCCUCCACCGUGCGCAGGGGGAGGCCCAUGCUUUGCGCCAGCCCCAGGCCAAGGAAGUAGAGGCCCAGCACCCAGGAGAGCCUGCAGACUUUCCUGAAGCUACAGCAGCAACACACCGUUUCACCAAGGCCCAGGAGGUGGCCAAGGAAGCAUCACAGGUCACUCCAGCACCCCUGAGGACUCCUUCAGCGCCAGGACCCUGUGGGAAGUGCGACCCGCCGAGAGGGAAAUCGCAACGCCUUCACCACUACUGCAACAGCGACUUCGAGCGGCGGCUACGCCCGGCCCUGGUCGCCCCGCGAAGACCUGCUGCUACGCGACGCUGCCCCGCGUUGCCAGCCCAGCCCUCCCGCCUGAGCGCCUCCACCCGCGGAAGGGAGCCGCAAGACCCCGCGACUGUUGAGCGCGCAACGGACGGCCAGUUCGCCCCCCCGGCAGGGGAACGCAGACGCCGGACUCGGCAGAUCCCGCCGCCGCCGCGCUCAUUCAAGCCGGCCGAAUCCGAGAGGCUCUCUCGGCCCGCAGGGACCGAGAAAAGGGGGUCUGCUGGAUCAGCCACGUGAUUGUCCCCCGGAAGAGCAGGCGCCCAGUGGCCUCCGCAGUUUGGCUCCCUUGGCCGAUGCUGCUCCCGGGUGGACUGGGCCGUCCCAUGAGUCAUCUUGCGCUGAUCCCUUCGGUCUGAAGGAGAGGCCUGGCGCUCCCACCCCGACUAGUGAUGGUAGUUUUUAUUUUUUAUUAAAUGAUAACAUUGAAAGAAACCCCA